AUGUUCCCAAAAGCCUGGCAAGUCGGUCGCUACCUGGAGAACUAUGCAGAGAGGCUUAGGAUCUUCAAUCAUAUUACGUUCAACACAAAAGUCGUCAGCGCUCAUCUACAAGAUGGGUCUAUGAGUUGGAAUGUUGUGUGCGUUGACACGCUCACGGAUCAGCGUACCCACCAUACAUUUGAUUACCUCGUCGUCGCGAGUGGCUUCUUUGACCACCCCAUGCCGAAAGACUUCUUCGAUGACUCGAAUCUCUCAUUGGAAACUCAUCCGGCCAAGGGCGAGCACCCCAGGCAUUACCAGCACUCGUCUCGCUUUCGAACUCUUCCAGGACUCACUGACAGGGCCGGCAAGAUAGCCGUGAUUGGUGGUGGCAUCAGCGGCGCAGAAGCUGCUGCGCAGGCAGCUAUGCAAAUCUCCAGUGCUAAAUUCUCACCAGGAGCAAAGGGCAUCCACGCCAACAGCGAAAUCUACCACAUCAUCAACCGACCCUUCUACUGCAUGCCUCGAUACCUACCGCAAGACCCCGAUGACAGAACGCACACAGGCUCGAAUCCGGCCCCGCACUUCCUGCCUCUGGACAUGGUUCUUUACAAUCUUUCGCGCCGAGGCGGCGGUGGUGAGAUUUCGGCGGCCAUCGCCACAGUACCUCCCGAGAAAGCUGCGAAAGGCCACGAGUUCCUGCGCUCUGUUAUCGGUAGUGAUCAGAGCGACCUUGGGCACUCCACCCUCGUGUACGACGACGACCAGAUGCAAUACCCCGCAUACACUGGAAUUACAGAUACUUAUACCGAGUUUGUGAGGAGUGGAGUCAUCGUACCUGUGCAGGGAUUUGUCAGCAAGGUGUCCGAAAGAGAUGCUGACCUCGAAGGGUUCAAGAUUGGAAUCGCGCCCAAAGCGCCGUGGAAGAUCGUCGAUUGUUCACGUGGCGAUCCAUGCGAGCAUGUUUAUGCAUCUGCCAUCAUAGAAGCGACAGGCUACAGCUCUAGCAUCGAAUACCUGAGGGACUGCAAGCCCCUCAUCGCCAGCGCGUAUGAUAGCGAAUGCCCCCGAAUUCCUCUUAAACUAUCCCGAGGUUGCGUAUUUGCCAAGGAAGUUCCUACACUGGGUUUCGUCGGUUUCUACGAAGGCCCAUAUUGGAGCGUCAUGGAGCAGCAGGCACGGUUGCUCGUGGAAACAUGGACAUCAGAGACUCCAGAGAUCGCGCGAAACCGCGUUGGCAAAAUCUUUCAAACCGACGAUGCAGAAAAUAUGCGGGCGGCCAUCAAGGUGAAGUCACUACAAGUGCCUCAGUUCUGGCAAGCAGACUACGUGGGCCUAGUCGAGGACUUUGCCCGACACACAGGUGUCGUUCGCAACGACAGCACAUUUGGUGAUGGUACAGGGCCAGUAUUUGCAGCGCGCUACUGCGGUGACAGCAGAAAUGAGCAGGCUUUGGCCGUUGUGGCUGAAGUCGCAGAGCUCAUCAAGACAUCACAAUCUCAUGCCAGGUUUGUUGCAGCAGCCGUCUUUCGCGGCAUGCAAGGCGUCUGGACCAUCUCAAGAAAGAUCGGUAGCCACAAGCAUGGCAUUUCCGGUGGCUCUUUCGAGGGCACCGCACACUUCCACCCCCGAUUUCCCUCCGACGCCACCUACGCUGCAGAGUACCUGUACAUCGAAGAUGGCUCAUUCGUGAUGGAAACCGGACUCUCAUUUCCGGCGACUCGUCGCUACAUCUACAGGUACAACGAGGUGACGGACAAGAUCUCUGCUUGGUUCACGGAGGACGAUGGAGAGACGGUGGGCAGGUUGUUCAACACGUGGGACUUUGAAGAGCCUUCGAGUAGCUUCGUUGGGUGGGUAGCAAGGGGACAUCAUUGGUGUGACCCUGAUACGUACAAGGCUACGUGCGAGUUCCGUUUCAAGGCUGCGACGCUCGAGGGGUUCAGUAUCGAAUAUGAUGUAGAAGGGCCCAACAAGGAUUACACCCACCACAGCAAGUAUGUGAGGCCGUAG
Molecule: messenger RNA, 1992 nt
Organism: Parastagonospora nodorum SN15
Lineage: Eukaryota; Fungi; Ascomycota; Dothideomycetes; Pleosporales; Phaeosphaeriaceae
Exons: 2
Coding region: 1-1992 (663 amino acids)
Molecular function (GO): N,N-dimethylaniline monooxygenase activity; NADP binding; flavin adenine dinucleotide binding
Source: RefSeq, a predicted model, not a curated record